UGCAGGUUGCAAGAGAAGGAAUAUUAUAAUAUUGGAACGUGUAUAAUAUGGAAACGUGAUUCUGUCCUUGGAUAUUGUAAAAUGCAAGAUACAGAUGACGACAUAAUAUCAAAGAAAUCACUGCAGGCUGUGAAGCAAAUCAUCAGUUUCCUAAAAGAACAUGCCAGAGAGGAGGGUUUGUUUCGACGCGCGGGCCGUCGCGAGCUACGAACGCGAAUAUUAAAUUCAUUGAAAAAAGGAGAGAAGCCACAUUUGGACAACAAUAACAACGCGGCCUUAGAAUGUGCAGCAGCGUUGCAACUUUUUCUUAGCCACUUAAAGAAACCCGUGAUGCCUCAACAUGUCCAACAACUUCUUCUGGCCGACAAUCCCGGGGUGACCGCCCACGUAAUCGCGAGGGACGCGCUUGGAUUAAUACGACAGGACGUCGGGGGUCGUCACGGGGAGCUUCUGGCCAGGCUUCUUGAUUUACUCAGACACUUGACGCUUUCCGGCCCACCGUCGGAGAGAUCGGAACUACGCGGCUCGCCGCUUCCGAUUGCGCUGCUUCCGGUCUUCUUUACCCUAACGCCGGCUGACCUGGUGAAAUGGAAGCAAGUAGCCGCCAGAUUCAGCGAAUUAAUUACCGAAGCUCCUGAGCAACUGCAGCUGAAUGAAAAUCGAUCGUAUGACGUAGAAUCAACGGGUGUAACUAGCGGGAGCGAGGCGAACGUCAGGUUGGAGAGAUAACUCGCAUUCUUGCUGUGCCGUUGCAUAGACUUCCGGCAAGCAGACUUCAUCCAGCAAUUUCCAAUUCGAAUCGAUAGCCACGGCAUUAAAAUACAUUAAUAUAAAUGCAAUUCUUUCGCAUGAAUGUUACGGAACGAUGCAUAAAUUAUCUGUAUCCAUUUAUUGCACUUUUCAUACUUCGUUCGAUGGAAUGAAGAAAGAAGAAGGAAUUGCUUCUCGUUAUGCAUUUUUAUACUUGGUUGUUAUACCCUCAAUUUUAUUGUAAUUAUUUAUUCUUGUAUAAAAUACUGUAAAAUAAAAUUACUUUCGCUGGUA
Osmia bicornis bicornis is the source of this 1044-nucleotide messenger RNA. RefSeq lists its product as uncharacterized. Lineage: Eukaryota; Metazoa; Arthropoda; Insecta; Hymenoptera; Megachilidae. Gene Ontology annotation, biological process: signal transduction. The transcript is spliced from 6 exons. The coding region runs from base 82 to 729 and encodes 215 amino acids. The record is from RefSeq and is a predicted model, not a curated record.